Colletotrichum acutatum is the source of this 1409-nucleotide messenger RNA. Its product is annotated as general alpha-glucoside permease. Gene Ontology annotation, molecular function: carbohydrate:proton symporter activity. The coding region runs from base 30 to 1094 and encodes 354 amino acids. Gene Ontology annotation, cellular component: membrane. The transcript has a single exon. Lineage: Eukaryota; Fungi; Ascomycota; Sordariomycetes; Glomerellales; Glomerellaceae. The record is from RefSeq and is a predicted model, not a curated record. Gene Ontology annotation, biological process: carbohydrate transport; transmembrane transport.
CUCCAGCUUACGCCUCCGAAGUCUGCCCGAUGGCGCUGCGCGGCUACCUUACCGUCUUCGUCAACCUCUGCUGGGCCCUCGGCCAGCUGAUUUCAGCCGGUGUUCAGGCAGGCUUCUCCGAUGGCAGCAACCAGUGGUCGUACCGCGUGCCGUUUGCGAUUCAAUGGGUCUGGCCGCUACCGCUUUUCGCCGUCUUAUGGUUCGCGCCCGAAUCCCCUUGGCAUUUCGUCCGCCUCGGCGACUAUGAGCAAGCCGAGAAGUCUGUCCUUCGUCUCGGCUCCGCGUCCGAAGCCGUCAAUUCGAAGCAGAAAGUUGCCAUGAUGAUUCAUACUAAUGAGAUUGAGCAGCAGAUGGACGAAGGAACCUCGUAUCUCGAUUGCUUCCGCGGCGUUGACCUCCGGAGAACCGAGAUCGCCUGCAUGGCAUUUGCUGCACAGCCUUUUUGCGGCUCUGCUAUGGGAGGUACACCAACCUACUUCUUCGUCCAAGCCGGUUUGCCGGAAUCGAUCUCGUUUCGCAUGUCCGUCGGUGGCCUCGGUAUUGCCUCUGUUGGUACGAUCGUAUCAUGGGGGCUUCUCGGUCGCUUCGGUCGUCGCACGCUGUAUCUAUGGGGUCUUGGGGCGUUGGCUCUGAUCCUCCUCGUCGUCGGUGCCAUCAGUGCCGGUGCCCCUAAUUCGGAUGGUGCGAACUACGCUCAGGCUGGCAUGAUGCUGGGUUGGCUUGGUGUCUACUACCUCACCGUCGGACCAAUCUGUUACGCCAUCAUCUCCGAGGUUUCCUCGACUCGUCUCCGCAACAAGAGCGUUUGCCUCAGCCGUAUUGCCUACUACAUUGCUCAGAUUGUCUGUAAUGUCAUCAACCCUUACAUGCUCAACCCAACGGCCGGUGACUGGAGAGGAAAGACGGGUUUCUUUUGGGGAGGUUGCGCCUUUGUUUUCUUCAUUUGGACUUUCUUCCGCCUCCCUGAGACAAAGGACAAGACAUUUGAGGAAUUAGACAUUCUCUUUGCAAGGCGCGUCAAGGCAUCCAAGUUUGCAUCUUACAGAGUCGAUGCUUAUGCCAGCGGCGACGAAGUCCUGGCCAAAGAAGGCUGAGUUCUUAUCCAAACCACUUGUCCCCUCCUUUAGAGUAGGAGAUUUAGUUUCAUACCUUCGUCAAGAGUCUUUCGUAUUGCAAUUGGACCUAAUCCAUGCUGUUACUGCCAAUCCUUUGCUUGAGAGCCUGAUUAUAUAUCAAACAUCGAGUCAUCGACCAGCCAUAGGUUGGAUUGUCCUGUCAUAAUGAUGAAUAGAUCAGCGAGUUAUAAUUCAGAGCUUGAGUUCGUUCCUCCAUACUUCUAGAAACCAGUACCGUCGCUACCGUAGCUAUACCUUGCUAUUCUUCAAUCAGUCUCCUUUAUUAAAAAAGUA